GCGGUGUGGCUGCAGCUGGCAGCCGCCGGGCUCGGCGGAGCGCUGCGGCCGGGGGCGGCCGCCGGGACCUUCCCCUCAGCGCUCGCACCGCCGGGCAUGGGCGCCGCGGCUUCGCGCCGCGCUGCCUCGCCCCGUCCCCAUGAGUCCUAGCCGGAGCAAGUGAGUGAGGGGGGCUCCCGGGCGGGCGCUGGCGGCCCGGCCUCGGGAGGGAGGAUGUGGUGAGAGGAUGGGGCUGUCUCCCGCGGGGGCUCGCCAUGGCCAGGGAGGACUCGGUGAAGUGCCUGCGCUGCCUGCUCUACGCCCUCAACCUCCUCUUCUGGUUGAUGUCCAUCAGCAUAUUAGGUGUUUCUGCUUGGAUGAGAGACUACCUGAAUAAUGUUCUCACUUUAACCGCAGAAACAAGGGUGGAGGAGGCUGUCAUUUUGACUUACUUCCCUGUGGUCCACCCAGUCAUGAUUGCAGUCUGCUGUUUCCUCAUCAUAGUUGGAAUGCUGGGCUACUGUGGAACAGUGAAAAGAAAUCUGUUGCUCCUUGUCUGGUACUUUGGAAGUUUGCUUGUAAUAUUCUGCGUUGAGCUGGCCUGUGGUGUUUGGACCUAUGAGCAGGAAAUAACGGUUCCAGUGCAGUGGUCUGAUAUGAUCACGCUGAAAGCCAGGAUGACCAAUUAUGGCCUACCUAGGUACCAGUGGCUGACCCAUGCUUGGAAUUUCUUCCAGAGGGAGUUUAAAUGUUGUGGGGUGGUGUACUUCACAGACUGGCUGGAAAUGACAGAGAUGGACUGGCCACCUGACUCCUGUUGUGUCAGAGAGUUCCCAGGAUGCUCUAAGCAGGCACAUCAUGAGGAUCUCAGUGACCUUUAUCAGGAGGGAUGCGGUAAAAAAAUGUACGCUUUUUUGAGGGGGACGAAGCAAUUGCAAGUGCUGAGAUUUCUAGGAAUCUCUAUUGGAGUAACACAGAUCCUGGCUAUGAUCCUCACCAUUACUUUGCUGUGGGCUCUGUACUAUGACAGAAGGGAUCCCGGGGCGGAUCAGAUCAUGGCCCUGAAGAGCGAUGCCUCGCAGCAGCUGUCGUGCCAUUCCGUGGAGCUACUGAAACCAAGCCUGACAAGGAUCUUUGAACAUACAUCCAUGGCAAACAGCUUUAAUACACACUUUGAAAUGGAAGAGCUAUAGGUGAUGCAAUGAAACUGAGAAGUCACAAGGGGUUUUAAUUGGGUUUUGUUGUUGUUUUUGUUCUGUUUCAUCAAGUAUGCCAAACAUACCAGUCUCCGUGUGCUUCAGAAAACAGCUAAUAAAUGGAAGUGAAGGCGGCCAGCACAGAAAGAAGGAUAAGCCUGUCAGCCUCUUAGCCGUGAAACAGAGUUGAUUUUGUUUGGUUGGGUUUUUAAAAGGCACUUGUUCACUGGGCACAGUAAUACUUAACUUAUUGUCACAAGCUCUGUGAUGUGUAAAAUACUGAUUCAUUGGCAGACAGACAGAACCUCUAAGGAAGCAUCACAGGAAAGGAAGAGACAUACUCAUCUUCUGAAGAAAUGACUGUGCUUUGGGCAAACAAAAUGUGUUGAAAUUAAUUGACUUUUACAUUUUUAAUAAGCCAUUUGGAAAAAUGUCUUAAUCAGGGAUCUAUGUAUAUAUAAUUGUGUGGUUUUGUGUGUGCAUGGAAAGCAGAACUACAAUUCAAGUCAAUACUUGGAUUUAAAAAUUUGCAAGAAUUGUAAAAAGAGCAAGAUUUUCUUUUUUCUAACAAAACCUUUAUCUUAGCUGUUGUUAAAGAUGUUCUAAAACUUCUAUUUUUAUCUAACAUAACUGUUUAAUUUUUGAUUUUAGAUAUAUUAAACAGGGAUUGAAAGCAAAACUAUGACUCUGGACAAUAGACUUUAAUUCUUUGAAACAGUUUGUUCUGUGGACUGCUUCUUAGUGAAAAGAAAGAAAACGUUAAACAUUCUUUCCAAAAUGGGAAUCAAUAUGGGAGUAGCACAAUUCUAAUAGAUAAAUCUUUUCUCCUGUCUGUGAUUCCCCUGAAGGUAGAAACAAAAGACUACAAGGAAAAUGCUUACAGUUCUGGAUGCUAUGGCAAUAAUUGUAAAAGUACAUAAGGUAGAAUUUUACUUUGGUGGCUUCUUCAUUAAGAGCUCUCUAGUGGCUUAAAAUGCCAACUGGAAAAAGCGUUAAAAUGUAUUUAUUGAGGUGGGGAAAGUGCAUUUUACUGUAUUUUUCUGAACAAUGUUUAUUUCAUAGGAUUAUUUUUACAAUCGGCCACGCUCCUGAAAUAUAUAUUUGUUCCACUGAGUACAGUAGUUCGUGGCAAAUGGGUUUUUAAAAAUUCUUUCAUUUGUUCUGGAAUUUGUAAAACAAAA
Messenger RNA from Tyto alba (common barn owl), 2356 nucleotides. It is a transcript of the gene TSPAN12, whose product is annotated as tetraspanin 12. The coding region runs from base 255 to 1172 and encodes 305 amino acids. NCBI's taxonomy places the organism in Eukaryota, Metazoa, Chordata, Aves, Strigiformes, Tytonidae. Gene Ontology annotation, cellular component: membrane. The transcript is spliced from 8 exons. The record is from RefSeq and is a predicted model, not a curated record.